AUGCUUGGCAGUGUUCUUCCGUUCAGUGAGGAGGUCGCCGACCGUGUCAGCGACUACUGUGAGGAGAGAUCCACUCCCAUCCCCAACGUCCUUUUGGAACACUGGAAAUGGACCCGGGGCAAGUUUUCCGACGCGGACAAAAUGUCAUCCCGUCUCCAAGGCUCUUGGAUGAUCUUCACAGCUCAGGAUCGUAAGCCCAAGCGAGUUUUGGAAAUUGGCUGCUACAGUGGCUACAGUGCCAUUGCUUGGUAUGAGGGAACCAAGGAUACCAAGGCCGAGAUCGUCACGCUCGAGCUCAGCCCUAAGAUGAUUGCAGCUUCCAAGGAGGCUUUCGAGAAGUUUGGCGUCAAGGACCGUGUCAAACUCAUCGAGGGCCCUGCCGAUGAAAGUCUCAAGCAACUCGAGGGCGAGUUUGACCUCAUCUUUGUCGAUGCCAACAAGGAUGGCUAUGCCUCGUACGUCCAGACCAUUCUGGACCGCAAGUUGUUGUCCAGCAAUGGCAUCAUCUACUGCGACAACGUCUUCGCCCGAGGACUCUCCAUUGGCGCUGACUGCGCCCCGUGGGUCAACGAUCACAUCCGCCAGUACUGGCUCAACUGCGGCGAGGCUUUGCAUGAGUUCAACACUCGCAUAGUCCAGGACCCCCGCGUCGAUGUUUUGAUCCUUCCCGUCUUCGACGGCAUCACCCAGAUCAAGUGGAGCAACCCGUCUUUCCGCGACCUGCCCAACUAA
Molecule: messenger RNA, 732 nt
Organism: Colletotrichum truncatum
Lineage: Eukaryota; Fungi; Ascomycota; Sordariomycetes; Glomerellales; Glomerellaceae
Product: O-methyltransferase
Molecular function (GO): S-adenosylmethionine-dependent methyltransferase activity; O-methyltransferase activity
Source: RefSeq, a predicted model, not a curated record